Kwoniella shivajii is the source of this 1992-nucleotide messenger RNA. RefSeq lists its product as uncharacterized. Gene Ontology annotation, molecular function: ferric-chelate reductase activity. The record is from RefSeq and is a predicted model, not a curated record. The transcript has a single exon. Gene Ontology annotation, cellular component: plasma membrane. NCBI's taxonomy places the organism in Eukaryota, Fungi, Basidiomycota, Tremellomycetes, Tremellales, Cryptococcaceae. Bases 1 to 1992 code for a protein of 663 amino acids. Gene Ontology annotation, biological process: intracellular iron ion homeostasis; iron ion transport; copper ion import.
AUGAUCGAACCUCGACACAUUCAAGAUUACUCUUCGGCAUCAUCGCUGGAACCUCAUUGGGGAUACGCCGAUAGAGUAAUACCCUGUACAAAUGAUGCUGGAUCAUGUGAAUAUCUAGAUGUCGUAUAUCAUUCUCAUGAUAUUGGAAUGUUAUACUCAGGUAUAUUAUGGUCUACCAUCAUCUUGGGCUUACUACUAUGGGGUAUAAUCCAUCGAACUCAUUCUCCUUCUGCUUCCUCAAAAUCCAAUCGUUUAAUCAAAACAAUCAAUUCAGCAAUAAGGAAACAUCUUUUACCUGAAUUAUCAUCAUCGUCAUCAAAUCAAAAUCAAGAUCAAGAUCAAAAUCGACAUAAACAUAAACAUGUAAACAGGAUAACAAGAUAUUUCUUCGGUCGAACGACGAAAUUACAAAUUUUGUUACUAACAUGUAUAAUUGUUUAUUUGACGAUUUUUUCAUUUGUUGGAAUAAGAUAUAAAACAUGGAUUACACCCGUUAAAAAUUCGCCUGGUGUCUAUAAUACAAGAUCCAGUAUCGGACCAUUGGCAGAUAGAUUAGGUAUUCUGGCAUACGCUUUGACACCAUUAUCGAUUUUACUUGGAUCUCGUGAAUCUCUCUUAUCUUUAAUAACAGGUAUACCUUAUCAACAUUUCAAUUUUUUACACAGAUGGUUAGGUCAUAUAAUCUUAUUACAAUCUGUUUUACAUACUGUUUUUUGGUGUAUUGUUGAAAUCAGAUUAUAUCAACCUCAACCAUCCGUUGCCAAAGCCUGGAUCAUCCAACCUUACAUCAUAUGGGGUUUAGUGGCCAUGAUACUUUUAUUGUUAUUAUGGGGAUUAAGUACUUCAUACGCAAGAAAAGCAUUUGGAUACGAGUUCUUCAGGAAAGCUCACUACGUUUUAGCGAUGGUUUAUAUAGGAGCUUGUUGGGCUCAUUGGGCUCAAUUAAAAUGCUUCAUGCUACCUUCUUUGCUUUUAUGGUUGAUGGAUAGAUCUAUCAGAUUAAUCAGAACGGGUUUAAUUCAUUAUAGGAUAUUACCUGAUGGAAAAGGGAUAUUUCAAACUAUCUCAGCGAAAAUAACAAGAUUCGAUUCAGAUUCAGAUUCAGAUUCAGAUUCAGAUUCAGAUCUAGAUAUCGAUAUCAAUAGUAAUGUUAUAAUCAGAUUAGAUUUCGAUAAUCCCGAACCAUUAAAUUUCGAAAUCGGACAACAUUUUUAUAUAUGUUUCACUCAAGGUCACAAAGGUAUUUGGCAAUCACAUCCUUUUACACCAUUAUCAUUACCUGGUGAAUCACACGGAUAUAUAAUUCGAUCUAAAAAAGGCGAAACGAAAAGGAUAACACAAGAAAUUAAUGGUGAUACAACUCCGAUCAUCCUUACUGGUCCUUAUGGUGUGGAUAUCACAAGAGAUCUGGAUAGAGACGACAACGUACUUUGCAUCGCUGGUGGAACAGGUAUAACAUUUGUUCUACCAGUCUUACUUCAUCUAGCGAAAUUCGGUUUGACAAAUGGAAGGAUGGUAGAAUUGAUUUGGGUGAUUCGUCAUGAAAGAGAUACAGAAUGGAUCUCAAAAGAAUUAAAAAGAUUAAAACAAGAUGAAAAUAUCAAAAUUACGAUCAAAGUUACACGUGAAUUACCUUCGAAUGAAAUUUCAACACCCAUGACAGAAAGUAUAUUAUCGAAAGAUCUCGAUACACUUUACACCACCUCGGCAGGCGGAUCAACCAAUGGAAAUCUCGAUAAUGCUCAGAUGAUAGAUGCUGAAAAAGCAAUUGAGAAAGGGAUUGAACCUCAUCAUCGGCCAGAUCUAAGAAGGCAAGUCAGACGAUUCGUAGACGGGACUAUCAAUGGGUCAACGUGUGUUUAUGUUAGUGGACCAAGUGGGAUGAUCAGUGAUGUAAGGGAAGAAGUGGCUGCCUGUAAUGAUAUAAAGAGGGUUUGGAAGGGCGAUGAGAAAGCGGAAGUUAGGUUGAUAUACGAUGAUCGAUUAGAGUAG